Molecule: messenger RNA, 1296 nt
Organism: Colletotrichum spaethianum
Lineage: Eukaryota; Fungi; Ascomycota; Sordariomycetes; Glomerellales; Glomerellaceae
Product: protein transport protein SEC9
Exons: 2
Coding region: 1-1296 (431 amino acids)
Biological process (GO): exocytosis; vesicle fusion
Cellular component (GO): SNARE complex; plasma membrane
Molecular function (GO): SNAP receptor activity; syntaxin binding
Source: RefSeq, a predicted model, not a curated record
AUGAAGAAGUUCGGUUUUGGCAAGAAGGGCGGCGACGACGGCGACGAUGCCAGCCGCUCUGCUCUCUUCGGUCGCAAGAGCAAGUCCCCCGCCCAAGGCAACGACAACCCUUACGCCCAAGUCCCCGCCGGCAACGACCCCUACGCCCAAGAUGGAAACAAGUUUGCCGGCAUGACGCCUUACCAGCAGGCGCGAGCGGGUGCACCCGGCGUCGGUGCCCCUGGGGGUCUCCCCGCCGGUCCUCGAGCCGGCGGCCCCUCCCCAGCUGCUGGCGGUUACGGUGCCGAGAAGUACGGGGCUGCAAGCGGCUACGGAGCGAACCGCUACGACAACAACCAAAAUGCUUACGGGUCGGGCCAGCGACCAGGCGCUGCUGCUGCCGGGGCUCGCGGGCCCGGUGGCUAUGGAGGACUGGGCCGGACCAACAGCAACGAUACCGACGCUGUGCGUGACGAGCUAUUUAGCGGUGCGCAAGACAGAUAUCAACAGAACAAGCCUCAGGCUGGGGGGUACGGCCAGUCUGCCGUCCCUGGCGAAGAUGGAGGAUAUGGCGGCUAUGGAGCUCCUCGUGAGCUCACAGCCGAGGAGCAGGAGGCAGAGGAAUACCGUGCUACCAAGCAGCAGAUCAACGAGGUUAGAGGAGAGUCGGUUCAGACCGUCAACAGAGCUCUGCAAGCCGCUAUGCAGGCGGAAGAGACCGGUCGAGCAACCCUCGCCCGAUUGGGCGCCCAAGGCGAACGCUUGCAUAACACUGAGAAGAACCUUGACAUGGCGACGAACCACAACAAGGUCGCAGAAGACCGAGCUAAAGAGCUCAAGACACUCAACAGGAGCAUGUUCGCCGUCCAUGUCAGCAACCCAUUCACAUCCAAGUCGCGUGCGGCAGAACGUGAUGCGGCAGUCCUCGAACGACACCGCGUUGAGCGUGAGACACGCGAAGCGACUCGACACGAGGCCUUCAAGACGAACCAACGAAUGGAGGAGACCUUCAAAGAGCUGACUCUUUCCGGUCGGCCGCAGGCCAAGACAAAGUCAAGCGUGGCUGAGCGAUCCAAAUAUACCCUCGAGGAUGAUAGCGAUGAAGAGGGCAAUGCACUUGCUCAGCGGCAAGAAGAUCAGAUUGAUGAUGGCCUUGAUCAGCUGAGUGGUGCUGUCGGACGUCUGAAUGGUCUCGCCAGGGCUCAGAUGAGGGAGGUUGACCAACAAAACGUUUUGAUCAACAAGAUUGGUCAGAAGAGUGAUGCUGUCGAUGAUGGAGUCAGAAUGAACAGAGAGCGCCUGAACCGCAUCAAGUAA